Messenger RNA from Pseudoliparis swirei, 3203 nucleotides. RefSeq names its product lysyl oxidase-like 4 (gene loxl4). Gene Ontology annotation, cellular component: membrane. The coding region runs from base 1 to 2403 and encodes 800 amino acids. The record is from RefSeq and is a predicted model, not a curated record. Gene Ontology annotation, biological process: peptidyl-lysine oxidation. The transcript is spliced from 14 exons. Gene Ontology annotation, molecular function: protein-lysine 6-oxidase activity; copper ion binding. Lineage: Eukaryota; Metazoa; Chordata; Actinopteri; Perciformes; Liparidae.
AUGACCAGCACCCUUUGCUUGAGCGUCCUCCUCCUGCUGCUGGCCCUCUCCCGUCCCGCUGGUGCUGAACCUCGGCGUUCCUCUCAGAGCAGGACGGCUCGUGCACCAGCCGCCAAGGUGCGUUUGGCGGGCAACUCUGCGCGAGAACUGUACGAAGGGCGCGUGGAAGUGCUGCACAACAACACCUGGGGGACCGUCUGCGACGAUGAAGUGGACAUCAAGAUGGCCAACGUGGUGUGCCGAGAGCUGGGUUUCCAGAGUAGUGUAACGUGGGCACACAGCGCCAAGUAUGGAGAAGGAGCAGGCCCAAUAUGGAUGGAUAAUGUACGCUGUGACGGCUCAGAGAAGUCCUUGAAGGACUGCAAACACAACGGUUGGGGGGUGAAUGACUGUAAACACUCCGAGGACUUGGGGGUGGUGUGCACCCCCGAGCGACGGCUGAACCAAACAGCCGGUAGAGGCCACAGGCCCCAUGGCAGCCCUGCUCCUCAGUGGCAGGGAGCUGUGGCUACCCGCAUGCAUCCAGGAUAUGGUUAUCAUGGAAAUGGACAUCAAUCUGAGAUCCCCAGGUUCCAGAGACACCACCAGGGUCACAGUAAGGUGCAAAUCGAGGAGGUCCGUCUUCGUCCCAUCCUCAUGGCUACCAAGAGGAAGAGCCUAAUCACAGAGGGUGUGGUGGAAGUGAAGCAUGCUGGGAGAUGGAGGCAGGUUUGCGACCUGGGUUGGAGUCUCAACAGCAGCCGAGUUAUGUGUGGGAUGCUUGGAUUUCCAGAGGCUACUCAGCACAAUUUCAAAACAUACAAGAAAAUAUGGGAUACCAAGGUUGCAGAUCCUUCAACAAGAUUGAGCAUCAUGUCAAAGAAGAAGGGAUUCUGGUUAGAAAAGGUUCACUGUCUAGGGACUGAGGACAGCCUGACGGAGUGCCUUGCUCAGCUGUCCAUCCCCCGUAGUCCCAGUCCUUGUAAGAACGGGAGACAUGCAGUGGUGAAAUGUGUGCCAGGACCCCAGUUUGCUCGCAUCUCCUCAGGAAGACCCCAGGCCCCCUAUCCAUCUGUGCCCGUGCGUCUGAAGGCUGGCCCCAGGCUGGGCGAGGGUCGCGUGGAGGUUCUCCGAGACGGGAAGUGGGGGACCAUCGUGGACCACAUGUGGGAAAGACCUGCAGCCAGUGUGGUGUGCAGAGAACUGGGCUUUGGUAGUGCAAAGGAUGCCCUACAUGGAGCCUUUAUGGGUCAAGGUACAGGACCUAUCCAUAUGAACAGUGUCCAGUGCAUGGGGUCAGAGCGCUCCAUCCUAGACUGCUAUUUCCAGGAAGUCCAACCGUGGACAUUCAAACACAGCCAGGACGCGUCAGUGCGCUGUAAUAUUCCUAAAACCGGAAUGGAGAACACGGUGCGACUUGUUGGCGGUAGAGUCCCAUCAGAAGGCCAUGUGGAGGUGUUGAUGGAGGUUGGGGGUCGUAAGCGCUGGGGCUCCGUCUGCAGUGAGAACUGGGGCAUCAACGAGGCCAUGGUGUUAUGCAGACAGCUCGGCCUGGGCUUUGCUGCCAGUGCUCAUCAGGAGACCUGGUACUGGCCCGGUGACCCAGAUGCAGCUGAAUUGAUUCUGAGUGGGACUCACUGUGUGGGCACAGAGCUUUCUAUUCAACAGUGUCGACGCAAUAACCACGUUCAUUGUCCUCGAGGAGGUGGAACUAAAGCCGCCGGGGUCAGCUGUUCAGACACGGCACCUGACCUCGUUCUGGAUGCCCAGCUGGUCCAGGAGACGGCCUACCUGGAGGACCGACCCCUCCACCUGCUGAGCUGUGCCAAUGAGGAGAACUGUCUGUCCUCGUCUGCUGCCAGGAUGAACUGGCCCUAUGGCCACCGACGCCUGCUGCGCUUCUCCUCCCGCAUUAUGAACUUGGGUCGUUCCGAUUUCAGACCAAAAUCGACAAGAGAGACCUGGACAUGGCACCAGUGUCACAGGCACUACCACAGCAUCGAGGUGUUCACACAUUACGACCUGCUGACUCUGAAUGGAACGAGGGUUGCAGAGGGACACAAGGCCAGUUUCUGUCUCGAGGACACGUAUUGCCCUGACGGACUCCAGAAGCGGUUCUCCUGCUAUAAUAUGGGUGAUCAGGGUAUCUCUGUGGGAUGCUGGGAUACGUAUCGCCACGAUAUUGACUGUCAGUGGGUCGACGUAACGGAUGUACGGCCAGGAGACUACAUCUUCCAGGUGGAAGUCAACCCCUCGAUGGACAUGGCGGAGUCUGACUUUAUGAACAAUGUCAUGAGAUGUCGAUGCAAAUACGAUGGCCACAGAGCUUACAUGUAUGGAUGUCAUGCAGGUGAUGCAUACAGUGCAGAGAUUGAGGACCUGUUUGAGCACCAGAGGCAAAUCACCAACAACAACGUUGUGUAGAACCCCCCCGGGGCCCCGUGCCAUUCAAUGGGGCCCAGAGACGAAACAGGGUAGGCUGAGGGCGAUGGCCCCAGGCCCUUGGGGGCAUAAGACCCUCAACAUACCAACAACAUACAACAUGGCGCCGGAUCAUCUCCUCGGCAGAUGUGGAUACAGUAUUCAUAAGCGCAUCAUAUCACAGCAGCGACCAUUGUAGAGACUCCAUUGACAACAAGAUGGGAACGGUUGCCAGAUGGCUCAACUGGUUUUUUACUCUGGUUAAGCAAGAAGAUUUUGGAUAUUGAUUUAUACUAUACAGAUGUUUGUGAAUGUGGACGACUAACUUAAGUUAGUUAUUCAAAACGUUUACGCAUGAAUGACCUUAAUGUCGUUAUAACUAAUCAAAGACAACAGGGAAGACGGUGCUGUUGGAAAAUAUCAUUCCCAAUCUAGAAGAUAAGAAAAUCAGAAAUUUUCUAAAAGAAAAUUAUAAUUUUGUGAGUUUGUGGAAUUCAGUUGCAAAAGGCUGAUUUAAUGCACAUUAACGCAAAAGUAUAAUAAUUUUAUAAUUUGAUCUGUUGGCAUUAAUUUAACCAAAUUUUUGAAUUUUGUAACUGUUUAGCUUUUACAUUACUUCAAUAUUGUUGCUCUUUAACAACAGUGUAUGUUGUUAUAUUAACCUCACUACAUUUCAGGUGAACAGUGUUGUACAAUGCAUUGAGGUAGUUUUCUUUCCCAGUUAAUUAGGUAUUUUAUUAUUGCUUUGCUUUUAACAAAACCAUUGUUUUAUGAACAUGUAGUAAUGCUACACUGUUUUGCUU